GGCUUUCACAACAUGAAAACGCCAAGCAUAGUAAUUAUAAUAUACCUCCUAUUCAAUCUUACAUUCUACCAGAAAAUUCUAUUAAUGAAUGGAAAGAAAUGUUGGUACAUGCUAUUCACAAACAACUUUCUCUUGCUUUUCAAAAGACUGGCAAACAAGUAAUCAAAUUUCCUUGUAUGGAGG
Messenger RNA from Racocetra fulgida, 183 nucleotides. Lineage: Eukaryota; Fungi; Glomeromycota; Glomeromycetes; Diversisporales; Gigasporaceae. The record is from the annotation of a GenBank genome assembly.